ACCACAAAGGUGUGUCAGGCAGUAAAUUAAUAAAAAACAUUAUAUUAUCUUCUUGGAUUUUGCAGUGUUUGUGGUGUUUGCCAGCUCUUUAAAAUAUGUAAUAUGUUAUUAUUUCACAUUCUAAGUAAAUUUUCAUAUCCAUACUGAAUUUUGUUAGUGAUUUUGUAUUCCUUUUCUUAAAGAACCCUCCCUUCCCUUACUCCCCUAUCAAAUUCUGUAAGCUAUAUCCACCCUGUUGAUAUCUCUUAAACCAAAACAGGGGUAGUUUUCAAGCUGUGUGAUCCCGGGCCAGUGGCUGUACCUCUCUGAGCCUAUUUCCUUAGUGACAGAAGGGAAUUAUAAUAGUUCCCACAGUGCAGAGUUUUUGCUAACUUUAAAUAAGCAAAGGCCUGCAAACUGCUAAGUGCAGGCUUGGAACACACCGACCGACGAUAAAUCUCAACAAGUCUUCAUGCUAAGAACAUUUCCGUAGCAUCUUAACCCGCGGCGCAGACCUCCCUCUGCGCAUGCGCGUCGGACACUUUCCCGCCCCGCCCAUGUGGGCGUGGCCUGCUCUGCCGCAGGGCGUUAUGGGCGGAGUCAAAGAGGUACUUCCGGGAUUUCCUCCUGUCCCAGGAACAACCUUCUUUCUAUGAUUGGCAGUAGUUUCCAGCCAAUAGUGAUUGGAGAGGAGACUGACGACCCGACCCAUUUCGGAACGUCUCUUCCGAGUUGACCAAUUGCAAGCUCUGGAGGGGCUGAACUGACGGGCGUCUGUUUUGACUAAUGAGAACUUGGCUGCGAGUAAGCCAGAACCAAUCUGCAGCGAGAAGGCCGGAUCCUGGGGCGGGGCGGGAGCUUCGGCAGUUGAACUGCUCGCGAGGAGGGGCGUCCCUGGAGAAGCGACACUGGCCAUGGACCAGCCAGCUGGCCUGCAGGUAGACUACGUCUUCCGGGGUGUGGAGCACGCCGUGCGGGUGACGGUGUCUGGGCAGGUGCUGGAGCUGGAGGUGGAGGACCGGAUGACGGCCGACCAGUGGCGGGGCGAGUUCGAUGCCGGCUUCAUCGAAGAUUUGACUCACAAGACAGGGAACUUCAAACAGUUCAGCAUCUUCUGUAACAUGCUGGAGUCGGCCCUCACCCAGAGCAGUGAGUCAGUCACCCUUGACCUGCUGACCUACACAGAUCUGGAGUCCCUGCGGAACCGAAAGAUGGGGGGCCGCCCAGGCCCCUUGGCCUCAAGGUCUGCCCAGCUCAACUCCAAGCGCUACCUGAUCCUCAUCUACUCUGUGGAGUUUGACAGGAUUCACUACCCGCUGCCCCUCCCGUACCAGGGCAAGCCAGACCCUGUGGUCCUGCAGGGCAUCAUUCGCUCACUAAAGGAGGAGCUGAGCCGCCUUCGAGGGCUGGAUGUCCAGGACACUCGGGACGGCCGGGAAACUGAGAUCUGGCACCUGCGGGAACAGGUGUCACGCUUGGCGUCUGAGAAACGCGACCUGGAGGCCCAGCUGGGCAGGUCGCGCGAAGAGGCGCUGGCCGGGCGGGCGGCGCGCCAGGAGGUCGAGUCGCUACGCGGGCUUGUGCGCGGGCUGGAGCUGGAGUUGCGGCAGGAGCGCGGCCUCGGGCACCGCGGGUCCGGCCGCCGAAGCCAGGAUUGCCGCCGCCUGGCCAAGGAGCUCGAAGAGGUGAAGGCGUCGGAGCGGAGCCUGCGUGCCCGGCUGAAGGCGUUGAACACCGAGCUGGCCCUGUACAAGAAGGGGAGACGGACCCCGCCGGUGGUGUCGUCCUCGGCGCGGGAAGAUAGGGCUUCCACGUCCCGGGAGCGCUCCACGUCGCGUGGCCGUGGUGCCGCCCGCUCUUCAUCCCGGGAGAGCGGCCGCGGGGGCCGGGGUCGAGGUCGCCCUGCCCGCCCCUCACCCUCGCCCACAGGUGGUCGCGUGCCCCGUUUCGACCCAACAGCCUUUGUGAAAGCCAAGGAGAAGAAGCAGAGAGAGAUCAAGAUGAAGCAGCAGCAGCGGAACCGAUUGGGCAGCGGAGGAAGUGGGGACGGCCCGUCCGUCUCCUGGUCUCGCCAGACUCGGCCGCCGGCAGCGGUGACCGGUCGAGGAGACGCGGCUAACCGCUCCCGAAACCGCAGCUCCUCGGUGGACAGUUUCCGUAGCCGCUACUCGUCCGCCAGCUCCUGCAGCGAGUUAGAGGAUUUCUCCGAGUCCCUCCCUCGAGGCGUUCACCGCCGCGGGAAGCCGCCCAGCCCCACCACGUGGAGUGGGUUCAAUACACAGCAGAAGUCCACCCCCCUUGAACGUGGUCGCCGUCAGAGACGCCUGGCCAGUUCGGGGAGCUGGGUUCCCAUCAAAGAGUACAGCUCAGACCACCAGGCGGCUGACAUGGCCGAAAUAGAUGCCCGCCUGAAAGCCUUGCAGGAAUACAUGAACCGACUGGACACGCGGUCGUGACCUCGGAUGUGGACUACUGCUCCUCCAACUCCACCCACCGCUGGAUUCGGUGUGGGGGUGGGGCUGGUGUGUCCUGGCCCCGCCCAGGCCCCCGCCCCUCCUGGUGCUCUUAGGGGUCUCAGGGUGUGAGGCCCCACCCCACCCCCUCCCGUGGGCAUGGCAUGCUGGGAGGGAGGGUAAGUGAGUUUUGUAAAUAAACAUAUUUGCCUUUGGGA
Molecule: messenger RNA, 2650 nt
Organism: Odocoileus virginianus texanus
Lineage: Eukaryota; Metazoa; Chordata; Mammalia; Artiodactyla; Cervidae
Gene: CCDC61
Product: coiled-coil domain containing 61
Cellular component (GO): centrosome
Source: RefSeq, a predicted model, not a curated record